Molecule: messenger RNA, 5916 nt
Organism: Aspergillus caelatus
Lineage: Eukaryota; Fungi; Ascomycota; Eurotiomycetes; Eurotiales; Aspergillaceae
Product: DNA-directed DNA polymerase alpha catalytic subunit POL1
Exons: 15
Coding region: 1-5916 (1971 amino acids)
Biological process (GO): mitotic DNA replication initiation; DNA replication; leading strand elongation
Cellular component (GO): alpha DNA polymerase:primase complex
Molecular function (GO): single-stranded DNA binding; pyrimidine nucleotide binding; chromatin binding
Source: RefSeq, a predicted model, not a curated record
AUGGCAUCUGCCCGAGCUAAGUUGGCGGAGUUGCGUGCUCUGCGCGCUUCAGGAAAGAAACGUAUAUCGACGUAUGAGGUUGAAGAACAGGAUGAUAUCUACGAGGAGGUCGACGAUGAAGGCUACAAGAAGAUUAUCCGCAACCGGCUUGACGAGGACGAUUUCGUUGUUGACGAUAAUGGUGAAGGAUAUGCCGAUGACGGUCGAGAGGUCUGGAAUGAACGGACGGCAGACUACUAUGAAAGCGAGAGCGACGAUGGCGAAUUACCUGCCAACAACAAGGCUGCUAAAAGGAAACGCGAGGAAGAUAAGCAGAGAAAAGAGAAAAUCAAUAAUGGCAUAUCCAAGUAUUUCAACAAGGGGAGCAACGCAUCUGCCCCGAAGCCGAAACCGGUCGCCACUGCAGAAGAUGAAGAAUUCAUGGCUGAUCUCCUCGGUGAAGUUGAUACCAAUGUUGUCUCAAAUCAUGUCCCAACACAAAAUGUGAUCAAGUCGGAAACUCGACGUAAAGUUCGAGUCCUUUCCCCCCCUUUGUCCCACAGACCACGUCCGCAGAAAAAAGAGAUGAAAGAUGAGAACAGCGACCCGAUGUCACCGAUUGGCCAGAAGCCGGACUUGGACCUUGACAACGAUGGCGGGCCUCUUCCGGUGGCAGACGAUGACGACGUCCCAAUGAGCGACCCCAUGCCGUCGUCUCCCGUCAGCAAGGCCAUUGAAAGGAAAUCGGCUAUUGCGGUAAAAAUGGAGGAUCUUGAUGAAGAGGACAAUGAUUUGAUGGAAAUCGCAGAGGUCACCGGGCAACACGAGGCUAAGACGACAAGCGUCAACAUGACCGGAAGUCGGCCACCACCCAAGAUCAAAAAAGAAGCCUAUUCCACCCCUGCGAACUCUUCCCCAGUCAAAGCCAUGCCAGAAGUUGCAAAUGCUUCAUGGAAUGAUGUGAGGAACAAAUUGAAUGUCCUUAGUAGCCCAGCAUCGGAAACGCGGACGUUCGGAAAACUACGUGCGCAAGAUGUUGUGGAGGAAGACGGAAGCCUGCGCAUGUUCUGGAUAGAUUUCACCGAAGUCAAUGGCAGCCUCUGCUUAUUCGGAAAAGUUAAAAAUAAGCAGACUGGAAACUACGCAAGCGCAUUCGUCAAGGUCGACAAUAUUCUGCGGAAGCUCUAUUUCCUUCCACGGGAGUAUAGACAUAAGCAUGGCCGGGACACAGACGAAGAAGUGGAUAUGGAAGAUGUCUAUAAUGAAGUUGACGGUAUGAUGUCGAGACUCAAGGUUGGGAUGCACAAGAUCAAGCCAUGCACAAGAAAGUAUGCUUUUGAGAUGCCCGGCAUUCCCAAGGAGACCGAAUACUUGAAGUUACUAUACCCAUAUGAUAAGCCCGCUUUGCCCAUGGAGACCAAGGGAGAGACCUUCUCUCAUGUCUUCGGCACCAACACCUCCUUGUUCGAGCAGUUCGUUCUUUGGAAGAAUAUCAUGGGACCAUGUUGGCUCAGGUUUGAAGGAGUAGACUUCUCUGCUGUCAACAACGCGUCAUGGUGCAAGUUCGAAUGCCAAGUCUCUAAACCAGCGCUUAUUUCCCCAGUUCCAGACUCCGAGAACUUAGAGGCACCUCCUCUCACUUUGAUGAGUCUUGCCUUCAGGACACAGUUGAACGUAAAGGAAAACAAACAGGAGAUUUUGAUCGCAAGCGCUCGAGUGUACGAAAAUGUUUCUCUUACAGACACAACACCUCCCGAGAAGCUGCCUUGCAAGACUUUCACGGUGAUGCGACCUGUGGGCUCAUCGUACCCCAUGCAUUUCGAAGCUGAGACCAAGAAGCAACGAGGCACGUAUAUUUUAGAGCGGAGCGAGCAAUUUUUGCUCAGUAAAUUCUUGGCAUUGUUCGAGAAGAUGGAUCCUGAUGUUGUGAUGGGACAUCAGCUUCAAGAAGUCGACCUUAGCAUCCUGCUUAGCCGAUUGAAGGAAAAGAAGACACCUGGGUGGCAUCGACUGGGGCGGUUGAAGCGUGGAGAUUGGCCUAAGAAUUUUAACAGGGGUGGAGGAUUCUUCGCCGAGAGACAUCUCAUUGCCGGAAGAUUGAUGUGCGAUGUGGCCAACGACAUGGGCAAGUCCCUCAUGAUGAAAUGUCAAUCGUGGAGUCUGACGGAGAUGUGCAACCUUUAUCUUGGAUCAGGCCAUGUACGGCAGGAAUUGGAUAGCGAAGCAGCAUUGAAAACUUGGGCUACCACCAAAGAUGGCCUAAUGAACUUCGUGAACCAUUGCGACGCUGAUACCUACUUUGUUGCCGCAUUGGUACUACGACUUCAAAUGCUGCCUCUAACUAAAGUGCUUACCAAUAUUGCCGGUAAUUCUUGGGCACGUACGCUUAGUGGUACACGAGCCGAGCGUAACGAGUACAUUCUACUCCACGAGUUCCACCGGAAUAAGUAUAUAUGCCCUGAUAAGUACUCGGCCAAGCUACAGAAAGCGGAAGAAAAACUACAGGAUGGCGAUGACGAUGAUGCCACGGACAAGAAAAAGAAAGACAAGUACAAAGGUGGACUUGUUUUCGAACCUGAGAAAGGACUCUACGAUCGAUUCAUUCUUGUGAUGGACUUUAACAGUUUGUACCCGAGUAUCAUCCAGGAAUACAACAUCUGCUUCACGACCGUGGAGCGGACUGCAACCGCUGAAAACGAGAAUGAAGAGAAAGUACCUGAAGUUCCCUCCUCGGAUCAAGAACAGGGAAUCCUCCCACGGCUUAUUGCUACACUUGUCGGCCGCCGACGAGAGGUGAAAAAGCUAAUGAAAGACAAACGCGCAACACCUGAACAGCUUGCGCUGUGGGAUACAAAACAAUUGGCUUUCAAGCUGACUGCUAACUCUAUGUAUGGAUGCUUGGGUUACACCCAGAGUCGCUUCUAUGCUCGUCCCCUGGCCAUGCUCACCACGUUCAAAGGUCGUGAGAUUUUAAGAAGCACAAAGGAACUGGCCGAAUCGAAGCAGUUGCGGGUCAUUUACGGUGAUACCGACUCCGUCAUGAUUAACACUAAUAUGGAUACGCUAAGCGACGCGCUGAAGGUCGGAGAGGAAUUCAAGAAAUCUGUGAAUGAAAGAUACCGGCUUUUGGAAAUCGAUAUUGACAAUAUCUUCCGUCGGCUGCUAUUGCAUGCCAAAAAGAAGUACGCCGCUAUAAACAUGACGGAGAUGGAUGGCAAAUAUGUAGACAAGCUGGAAGUCAAGGGCUUGGAUAUGAAGAGGCGUGAAUACUGCGCCCUGUCAAAGGAGGUAUCUCAGAGGCUCUUGAAUGAGGUUCUCUCCGGCGAAGACCAAGAGGUCGUCCUCAAUCGGGUCCAUGACUAUCUACGUGACUUGGCAGGCAAGAUGCGAGAAUUCACCGUUCCCGUCCAGAAAUAUGUGAUUUACACUAAACUCUCUAAACGACCGGAAGAAUAUCCUAACAAGGAGACGAUGCCACCUGUUCAGGUUGCCCUCCGGGAGCUUGCCCGCGGCAAGUCAGUCCGGCCAAACGAUGUUAUCUCGUACAUUGUGACGAGUGGAGACACCGAAACAUCCUCCCUUGCGCCAGCAAAGCGCUCGUACACACUUCAGGAUGUGAUGAAACCCGAUUCAGGACUCAACCCUGAUAUUGAAUUUUACCUCUUGAAGCAGAUUUUCCCGCCGAUUGAGCGUCUUUGUGCUCCAAUUCCUGGAACCGAUGCGGUUCGACUGGCCGAGUGCCUGGGUCUGGAUGUCCGCAAGUAUCAAAUCAAUACUUCUAGCGGUGGUAACCAGCAGAACACGGACAUCUUCCCACUGGAGUCGCAAAUUCCGGAUUCUGUUCGCUUUGAGGGUGCCGCAAGAUUAACGUUGACAUGUCGAUUCUGUAAAGAGAAAUCUGUCUUCGAAGGACUUGCAGCAUCAACCCACAUGUGCAACGCCAAUGGUCUUUUCUGUCCGAAUGCCGCUUGCCAGAAACAGUUCACUGUUUUGACGAUUAUUGCACAGCUCGAAAGCCAGAUUCGGGCCCAAACCUCCAAGUACUACGAGGGCUGGCUUGUCUGCGACGACUCCGCAUGCGGUAAUCGAACGCGGCAGAUGAGUGUUUAUGGGCAUAGGUGCCUGGGUCCCCGGGGCCACGCUGAAGGCUGUCUUGGUCGGAUGUCCUACGAAUACUCGGAGAAGCAGCUUUACAACCAGUUGCUGUACUUUGCUGGACUUUGGGAUGUGGAUAAGGCGCGGGUCGCCGCAGAGAAGGAAACCAGUGGGGAGAAGAAAGACAGUGUCGUUGCUCUUGCUUCGUUUAACCGCGCACGGUUUGAGACGGUUAAGAGCGUGGUGGACGCGUACCUGAAGAAGUGCGGGCGGCAAUGGGUUGAAAUGGAUAGUCUGUUCCGGCACUCUGCCGUCAUGUCGGUGAAACGAGUUUUGGUUAUCGCAGGUUCGGACAGCUCAGGUGGCGCUGGCCUGGAAGCGGACCAGCGGGUUUUAGCUGCGCAUGGAUGCUAUGCUCUAACUGCGACCACUGGACUGACAGCCCAGAACACUCUGGGUGUACAGGAUAUCUUCAUUGUCCCGGCUGAGUUCGUCAAGAAACAAAUCUAUGCCGGUCUUGAAGAUAUCGGAGCGGAUGCCGUGAAGCUUGGGAUGCUUUCGUCCGCAGAGACAAUUGAUAUUAUCGCCGAAACGCUGGUGACCCACCAAGUUCCGUCGGUGGUGUUGGAUCCGGUGAUGGUCUCGACUAGUGGCUCUAAACUACUCCCUGAAGCGGCCGUAGAAAAAUUGCGGACGAAGCUUCUGCCAUUGACGACCGUUCUUACCCCCAAUAUUCCCGAAGCGAAGCUGCUACUGAAGGACGCCGGUCUAGACGUACCUGAGCCAGAAGGCCUCUCAGAUGUUCUUCAUUUAAUCAAGCAAGUCAAGGCCCUAGGCCCCAAAGCUGUUCUUCUCAAGGGCGGGCAUCUGCCUCUCACCAAAGAUCAUAAAACGGCGCGCAACCAAGACGAGGCUACCACAGUUAUAGAUGUGCUUUACGAUGGAGAAGAUGUGACACUCUUUGAGACAGACUUUUUACUAUCUAAGAAUACCCACGGCACCGGAUGCUCUCUUGCGUCUUCGAUUGCAGCUAACCUUGCCUUGGGCAAAGAUCUGAAGCGAGCAGUGCAUAGUGCUGUUCGGUUCGUCGAGGCAGGAAUCAAGACCAGCUUUGAUAUUGGGAAGGGAAGCGGUCCAAUCAACCAUUUCCACUCAGUGUAUACGCUACCUUUUGCACCUGGUCGUUUCUUAGAAUAUGCCCUAGACCGCCCUGAUAUUCGCCCGGUAUGGCAGAAGUUCACUGAACACGAAUUUGUUUUGGGCAUGGGUAGUGGCACACUUCCCGUGGAGAGAUUCAAGGAGUACCUAGUGCAGGAUUAUCUGUACCUGGUCCAGUUCGCUAGAAGCAAUGCGCUCGCGGCUUACAAGGCUAAGAAUAUGGAAUCCAUUGCUGCAUCGGCGCAGAUCGUCCUACACAUCCAGCGCGAAACAGCGUUGCACUUAGAUUAUUGUGCCUCCUUCGGGCUAUCAAAACAAGAGAUGGAAAGAACGCCCGAGACUAUCGCUUGUACUGCAUACAGUAGGUAUAUCCUCGAUAUUGGUCAAUCUGAGGAUUGGCUCGCAUUGCAAAUGGCUCUUGCGCCUUGUUUAAUCGGGUACGGAGCCAUUGCCCAGAGACUGUAUACGGACAAGGAUACUCAGAGGCAAGGCAACCGUUACUGGAAGUGGAUUGAAAACUACGUUGCGGAGGACUACUCAGAGGCAGUUCGAUUGGGAUCUGAACUCCUUGAGAGACACAUGCGCGAGGUUUCUCCGAGCCGAAUGGAAGAGCUGAUUGAGAUAUUUAUUCGGGCAACGGAGUUAGAGAUCAGAUUCUGGGACAUGGGGUUGGGUGCUCGAUAG